AUGACACUCCGGAAACACUACACCCCAGAGAUCCUUCUGAGCGCUCCAAGACGGUCGGCGGCAGUUCCGAGUCCUGAUGGAAAGCUCGCGCUCUUCACACAGUCUACCUAUUCGUUUGACACCCACUCGAGAACCAGCGAGAUCUGUUGUCUGGACCUCACUCAGGGCACAACCGUCACCAUCAGCAAAGACCCCAAGGCUAGCGAGCCCAGAUGGCUGGGUACUAACUACGAGGUCGUCUGGUUGAAGGAGUGCGAGAACGGCAACACCUGCUUGAUCGUCACCGACGCCACUCUUCCCGGCAAAUGCUACACGGCUGGCACCAUUUCGGGCCCUGUCUCCAAUCUCAAGCUAUAUGUCAUUGAACCCGGUAAAGUCGCCGUUGCAGUUGCCGGUCAAGCAAAUCAAGAUGGCAGCUUGCACAACCCCAAGGAUGUCCCCAAAUCCCACACUUCGGCGCGGGUCUAUGACUCGCUGUUCGUGCGACAUUGGGACGCUUGGAUCACCGAGCAGCGAAACGCCGUCUUCGUAGCCUUGUUGCAAAAGUCACAACCUGUGGUGACUUCACGCCAGGGCCGAUAUGGCUUGCUAGGCUUCAAGAACGCAUUGCAGGGUUCAGAUCUGGAAUGUCCCAUUCCACCAUUUGGUGGAGUCGACCACUUCGACAUUGGCCCAACAGGUCUGACCAUUGUGGCCAAGGAUCCGCACCUCAACCCUGCCACGCAUACCAAGUGCGAUUGCUGGUUUAUCCCAAAACGGGAUAUUUUGGAUCUGAAGCCCGCAAGCUUCCACAAGAUUCACGCCCACGGGUUGAAUGGAGCAGCUUCAUCGCCUGUCUUUUCGCCCGACGGGGAGUCCCUGGCGUUCCUUCAGAUGGCCACCGACGGCUACGAAAGUGACAAGAAUAGAAUCGUCUUCGUCCAUGGCCUGAGUGCACUUGAGGAGGGCGGGUCUGUAUCCGCAGUUGAGCUCAUGCACACCGAAGAUGGCAAAGGGGGUUGGUCCAGGUCUCCCACCGCGUUAAAAUGGUCCGUGGACGGCAAGAUGCUGCUGAUGGAAGCCGAAGACACCGGACGCGGAUGUCUCUUCGCGCUCGACCUAACAGAUGCUCCAGGCCCAGAUUGGCGACCUCGCCAGUUGACCCAUAGUGGUUAUAUUAUCGACUUUGCUCCCAUGUCGACCAAGACUAAUCUCUUACUCGUCUCCAGCAAUAGUCUGGUCGACAACAGCACAUACACCCUCGUGAAUCCCGACCCUCUGGCCGAGGCUCCACCGGCGGUCGUUUCGUCACUGAGCAGAAACGGAAGCAUGUUCGGCCUCUCUCCAAAACAAGUAUCCUCGAUAUGGUGGAAAGGUGCGAAUGAUCACCCGGUGCACGCCUGGAUGAUGAGACCCUCAUUCUUUCGGGCCGACCAGAAGUACCCCCUCGCAUAUUUGAUUCAUGGCGGCCCCCAAGGUGCUUGGAACGAUCAGUGGUCGACCCGUUGGAACCCUGCCGUCUUCGCUGAGCAGGGUUAUGUGGUCGUCUGUCCGAAUCCGACCGGCUCGACAGGGUAUGGCCAGGCCUUCACGGACGCAAUCCGAAAUCAGUGGGGUGGUCUCCCUUACGAGGACCUUGUCAAAGGGUUCGAAUACAUCGAGUCGGAACUAAGCUUCGUUGAUAGCGCGCGAGCAGUCGCCUUGGGUGCUAGCUACGGCGGGUAUAUGAUGAACUGGAUUCAGGGGCACGACCUGGGCCGCAAAUUCAAGGCGCUGGUCUGCCACGAUGGGGUGUUCAGCAUGACGGGCCAGUUGGCGUCCGAGGAGCAGUACUUCCCCGUUCACGACCUCGGAGGGCCGAUUUGGGAGCGACAAGAGAUCUACGACAAAUGGGAUCCCAGCCGCUUCACCAAGUUCUGGGAGACCCCCAUGCUCGUGAUCCACAACGAGCUCGACUAUCGUCUGACUGUCGCUGAGGGUCUGUCGGCAUUCAACGUGCUCCAGAUGAAGGGGGUCGAGAGUCGGUUCCUGAGCUUCCCGGACGAGAAUCAUUGGGUGUUGAAGCCUGAGAACAGCCUCGUCUGGCAUCUCGUCGUGAUCAACUGGAUCAACAAGUUUGUGGGAUUGCCCCAGAUUGUCGAUCGCCAAGGCAGGGAUGGCUCGGGGUUUUGCAGGCGGGAAAGUAGGAGGACCUGGGGUCGGAGUUACGGGACGUCGCGUCUCGAGCAGUGA
Molecule: messenger RNA, 2211 nt
Organism: Fonsecaea nubica
Lineage: Eukaryota; Fungi; Ascomycota; Eurotiomycetes; Chaetothyriales; Herpotrichiellaceae
Exons: 2
Coding region: 1-2211 (736 amino acids)
Biological process (GO): proteolysis
Molecular function (GO): serine-type endopeptidase activity
Source: RefSeq, a predicted model, not a curated record